Messenger RNA from Blepharisma stoltei, 1953 nucleotides. NCBI's taxonomy places the organism in Eukaryota, Ciliophora, Heterotrichea, Heterotrichida, Blepharismidae. The record is from the annotation of a GenBank genome assembly.
AUGGCAGAAAAAUUAAAUGAUAAUUCAAUCCAGUCUCAUUCAGAUGAGACUGCUCAAGAUUUUAGAGAUAUGGGACUUAAAGAAGAUGUCUUAGCUCUCACCCCUACGUGAGCGAACAAAACCAUUGAAAAAAUCCCUAUUUUUCCCAAAAACCCACACUCUGCAAGGAACAAAAGUCUUGUUAAUAUAACAAUAUUUUAUGAAAAAGAAAUUAAUAUUUAAGUGAAAAUUAUGAUAAUAAAAUCUCUAGAUGCUUGCUUAUUAUAAACAGCUUGCGCUUUAUAACAUAAAUUUUACAAAAUAAAUAAAUAUUUGCUUUCCAUUUUUUCGAAUUAGGAUUAUUUUAAUUUUCGUAAAAAAUUUUUUCUAUAAAAUUUAUAUACUACAAAAAAUUUAACCCUCUGUGAGUGGACAAAAUUUUUUUGUUCGCUCACCGAGGGGGGGAGUAAGAGGGAUCUUUUCUGCUGGCUUCGAAACUCCUAGCAUUGUUCAGCAAAGAACGAUUAAAAUAAUUGCCAAAGGUAGUGAUAUGAUCAUUCAGUCUAAGUCAGGGAGUGGAAAAACUGCAGCACUUAUAAUUGGAAUGCUACAAUUAAUCAAUCCAAACAUUAAUCAGCUACAGGCAAUAAUUUUGGAGCCUUGCAGAGAGAUUGCAAAAGAAACGUAUAGUCAAAUAGCUAAACUUGGGGAAUAUGUAAAUGUCAAAGCACACUCUGUAUUUGGAGGCAUUUAUUAUCGUGAAGAUAUAAUCGUGCUUAAAAAUUGCAUUCACAUAUUAGUUUGUACCCCUGGAAGAAUGCUUGACUAUCUUAUAAAGGUUUUAACUCCUUCCCUUUAAAGAGAAACAAUUUUUUUUUCCAAUUUAAAGAAAGAAAUUUAAUAGUAACGCUGACUAAGAUGGACUCAGAGGCUUAUUCCCUUUAGAACAGGUAAAGCCAUCCCGAUAAAGCUGAAGCAGUCCCUCUGUCACUUUUGAAGUAGGCCUUCGGGCUAGGGGAUGCCUGCCGAAGAAAAAAAUUUCUUUCUAUCCUGAGGAGGUUUUCCUAUCCCUGCCAGGCAGGAUAGACAGGGUUUGCGUCCCCAUUUAGUUUUUGUUUAUCAAGACUAAUGGGGCAUCCGCAAUAGGUUGCUUUAACCUAGGGAACUAUUCCUUAUGUUAGGCGGGUUUACGUUAGAUACUCAGGCUAGGACUAGUCCACUUAUGGCCUUAUAACACCUAACUUAACUUGACUUAGAAAGGAUUUGAUUUCUGCAAGCGGAGUUAAAAUAUUUAUUUUAAAUAAAAUAGAUGAGCUACUCACAACAGGAUUUAAAGAUCAGAUAAUUGAAAUCUUUCAAUUUUUGCCUGAAAGUGCUCAAGUCUGCUUCUCUUCUUCAACAACAAUACCAUCAGACGUGUCUGAAAUGGCAGAAAUAUAUAUGAAAAAUCCAGUUAUAAUCACAUUAAAAAUUAAUGAAUUGACCUUGGAUGGAAUUAAACAGUAUUAUAUUCAGUCAGAAGUAGAAGCUAAAUUUGCUAUUCUUGAAGAUCUUUUGAAUGCAAUGCAAAUAUCUCAGGCUGCUAUUUUUUGCAACACAAAAAUAUCUUUAGAGACGUUAGUUCAAUCAUUUCAGGAUUCGCAUUACAGUGUAUCAUUUCUUCAUAGCGACAUAGACGAUCGUCAAAAAGAAGUUGCUAUGAGAAAUUUCAGAACUGGGUCAACUAGAAUACUUAUUGCAACUGAUUUAAUUAGAAAUUUUAUUGAUAUUUAUCCAAGCGUUUUCAUACAUUAUGAUUUUCCAUUCAUUUUUGAAAAUUAUAUUACUAGAGUGGGAAGAUCAGGAGCAUAUGGCCAUAGAGGGCUUUCAAUUUGUUUUAUAACUCAAAGCGAAUUUCAGUUUUUAAAAGAAUUGGAGAGUCAUUUUUCAACUAUUAUUGAAGAACUGCCAAAUGAUGUUUCUAGUUUACUAUAA